UCACAUGCUUCUGUUUCUGUUUGAAAGUGAAACUUACGUAUGUUGUAAUAAACAAUGCGAGGCUUUUCGGUUUGUCAUAUGCUAAUCAGCUUCAAAGUGAAAUUAAUUUGGGGCGUGAGAUAUUAAACACUCAUAACGGAAACGAGAUGUAAUUUUUGGUAUAUUUUAAGAAGUUUUAGUGCAGAUUGAACAGAGGUAUAUCUUGCGAAAGUUCUGUAGAUAAAGAACAUACUCCCAUUGGUAAAUAAAGAUAGUAGUUCGAAUGCACUCGGUUAUCAAUAUGGUGGUUUGCUCACUCCUCUAGAGGAAGCGGUUUUACGUGUAUUAAUUUUUCUAUGAAAGUACUUCUGAAGUAGUGAGAUUUUUUUAAAAAGUUUGUAUGGAAAUGGAACCUGCUACAAGUAAUGAAGAACCGGAAAGUCCUAUUUCUCUGAGUCGGUUUAAUCUGAAACCUAUUCCACCCCGCGUUCAACAAACCUGGUUUGGAAAAAUUCGAGCAUUCAACACAUUUUCGGCAUUAGAAUGGACUUAUUUAGCUGUGUCUUUGAUUGCUCUUGCAGCCUCUUUAGGUAUAACAAUUUCCAGGUUAGCUGAAGAAAAACCCAGCGAAAGUGAUUUUACAUUUGCCAUUCUCCUUUUGUUAACAAUAGUAUUUUGUUUCCACUAUGUGACACAUUCUAUUUUUACUGAACGUUGGGAUGAAUUGAUUGUUUUUGUUGUCAGCAACAUCAUUGUGCUGGUGUACUGCAUUGUAAACUACAUUAAUAGUGUCAGGACUACUACAAAACUGGUUCGUUUAUGCCUUAUUUGUGUAUUGGGACCAUUUUUAAUAGUUGUUGGAAUUUUGCAAAGCUUUCGAUAUUGUCGAUCUAACAACUUGAUUUUUAAUACUGUUGGAGGUAUAAGUUCAUUGCAAGAUUCAUGCCGUUUGUUCUACAUAUGUAGUUCUUUAUUGAAGUUUGAUUUGCAACUCCAGCUCAGCAUGUUGAUUCUAGUCAUGGGUAAAGGUGUACUGGAUAUGUCUUUAACUCAAAAAUUGAUUUUAGCUUCUGGGGUUCCUAUAAGCAUCCUCUUUAUUUUGGUCGGAUUCUUAGGAUUGCGGCAUGAAAACAGAGCUGUGAUGAUAGCAUUUUAUAUUUUGGGUUUAUUUGAGCCUGGUUAUAUCAUCUACAAGUUCUAUUAUACUAUUACACAUGAAAAAGAUGUUGAUGCCACUUACGAUGCUACAUUUGUUUGUGGCUAUUUUGCUCUUGUCAUAUGGGUAUUGCUUAUAGUAUCUACAGUGUACUUUGUCAUCUACCAUUUUGGAAAAGGGCUGAAAGAAAAAAUGUUUGAAAAUCGAUCACAAAAGGAGCAUUCACAAAGUGCCAAUACAGUAGCUGAAACCCUCUCUCCUAGUGAAACAACAACUGAUCAAAAUCCUUAAUUAAUCAUAUGUGUUUUUUACAUUGUAUUAUAUUAUUGGUCUCACUUUCAAGGAAAAUAAUCCAAAGUAUUGAAAGAGGCUGUUGUUCAUGUUAUGUGUAUCACCAGUUCUAUAUUUGUGCAUAUAAAAUAUGUUUAAUGUAAUAAUAUUCUGUUUUUAAGAACGUGAAAAUUGGUUGUAUUUCUUAUGAAAUAAUAGUUAGAUAUUUAAUACUCAUGUAUAUUAUGUAUAUUAAAAUUUUGAAUUUUUAAUCAAAAUGAUAUAUUUUUUGCUACUUAAUACCUCUACUUGGCAGUAUUUGUGAAACAACUUAUCUGAGCUUAUAUACAUGUAAAUUACUGAUUGUAAAAUUUUAGCCUUGCAAAGCUCAAGCCAAAUCAUUUGCUCUGAAGUAUGGAAAGAAAAGUUGCAUAUCUUUCUCUUUUUUUAUUGUAGGGAUCUUGAUUUUUUUUGUAAUUAUUAUUGCAGUUUAAGAAUAGUUGAUUUUACAGAAUUAUUGCAUUUUUUUUUCUGAAUUGAAUUUGGUAUUGUUCACUUGAAAAUAUUCAUAUUAAUCAAAUUUUGUAAAUUAAUUGAUUGUCAAGAAUAUAUUCUAACUUGUACGAUAAAUGCUUUUAACAUGCUGAUAAAUUUAAAACCAUUGAUUUAAAAUAUUAUUUGUUGUUAGGUUGUAUAAAAUGUUUAAUAAUGGUUUUUCCCCCUUAAUUUCCUAUGGGUUUCUUUAAGUCUUAAAAUGUUAAUUUUUUAAAAAUGUUUAUUCAAAAUAAAAAAAAGUCCUUUAUUGUAUGAUGGGUUAAAAAUUUUUCUUGUAUAUGAUUAUCCUUAAUUGUGUUUGUAUUUGAAAAAUUUUACAGAAAAAUACAUAUAUUGAUUUGCUGCUUGUUUCCAUUAAUCUAAAUAUCAAAACUGAGAAUUAACACUCAGGGGUUUAUCUCCAUUAUCCACUUUUAUCACUAUUUUAUUAAUUGUACAGUGUGUUCAAAAAUUAAUCACUUUUUAAAGAAUAGUUAUUAAAAAUGUGAAGCAAGUAGUAUUAAAAUAGUGUUUCAAUGUUUUUUUCCAAAAUUCAUUUUUUUAAAGGAAAUUAUUUAUUACUUCAAAAGUUUUAGUACACUUUAACAUGAGAUCAAUUAUUAGUAAGAAAAUGUUGCGAUAACGCUUUAUUAUUAUACGAUACCCAUAGAUAUGUAUGGGCUACUACAAAUUUCAAUAUAGGCAAUCAAACUUAAAAUUAAAGUAUAUAUUAAUAUCAACUGCUUUGACAUAUUUUUAAAACUAUUUUUUUUCUGGAUUGUAUUAUUGAUUAAUUUAUGAUUGCUCUGUAUGUCUUUUUCUGAUUUUUAUAAAUGUGUGUUUGUGUUUUAUAUAUAUAUUUUUUUAAAUUAUGAGACAAAUUUAUUUAUUGUAGUUCAAUUUGUAGUAAAUAAUCUUGCUACAAAUUAAUUACUGUAAAUAAAGUUGCAGUGUUUAAAAAUUGUUUGUAAAAUUUCAGUGAAAAAUACUAUUGCUGAUUUCAAUUUUGAAUUAUUGUUUUGAAUUGUUAGUUCAUCAUUAGCAUAAUUUUAUUGAAGAAAAAGAAAAAUGUAUGUGUAAUUUCACUUAUAGUCAUUUUUCCCCCCUUCUUAUACACCUAGAAUAUGCAAUCUGUGAUGCAAACUUUGCAAAAAUCUUGUUUUUCUCUUUUAAAACAUAUUCUACUUUUCUAUCCAUUUAUAUAUAUAUAUAUAUAUAUUAUUAGUUUUUCAUUUUAAAAUGUACCUGAAUAAAUAUUUAGAAGUUACAGAUUAAAAUAUUUGUCUUUUUUUUUUUUUUUUUUUUUUUUCCCUUUUGGUUGCUACUGAAGAAAUCAUUCAGGGCGUUGUAACAAUUAUAUUAAAAAAUGGAGGUUGAAUAAAUCCACAUCUUAAAUAUAUAAUUUUGUCAAAAUUUUGUGACAAAUAUUUUACCUAAUGAAAGUUGUAAAAAAGCUUGAAGUAACAUAGAAUUAAAUAAAAAAUUUGCUUUUCA
Argiope bruennichi is the source of this 3433-nucleotide messenger RNA. RefSeq lists its product as uncharacterized. The record is from RefSeq and is a predicted model, not a curated record. Bases 380 to 1426 code for a protein of 348 amino acids. The transcript has 8 exons. Lineage: Eukaryota; Metazoa; Arthropoda; Arachnida; Araneae; Araneidae.